Molecule: messenger RNA, 379 nt
Organism: Drosophila obscura
Lineage: Eukaryota; Metazoa; Arthropoda; Insecta; Diptera; Drosophilidae
Product: male accessory gland serine protease inhibitor-like
Exons: 2
Coding region: 62-310 (82 amino acids)
Molecular function (GO): serine-type endopeptidase inhibitor activity
Source: RefSeq, a predicted model, not a curated record
UAUGAAUUCAAAAAGUCGCUCACAUCAUCUGGAAGAAACAGUCCACUGAUAUACAACGAAAAUGAAGUUAAUAUUCCUCGUAGGCGUUAUUUUUUCCCUGUCUGACCUUUCACUGGCUCUAAAGAAUCCGAUCUGUGGUCAAGAACCGGGCAAGCAGGGCAAAGGUGAAUUGAUUUGCUUUGCAUAUAUUCCGAAAUUUUCCUAUUAUCCCGAAAAGAACGAGUGCGUAAAAUGGAUAUACGGAGGAUGUGGUGAGAACGAUAAUAUUUUCGAAAAGAAAGAGGAAUGCGAGUCUAAAUGCAAAGAAUAGUCUAUAUGCUGAGUGAAUAAUAAUUUUUACGAAAAAAUUGGUCAGCAAUAAAGGCUAUUCAGUUAAAAA